UUCGUCACAUCACCGCUAUUUCCGAUUAUGCUUUUUCACUAAAAUUUAUAUCGGAGUAUCAAGAAAAAAAAUCAAACGCAACGACGUUUUUAGUUUUUACAUAAGAAAGUUUAAAAAGCGUAAAACUAUUUAGUUAAAGCCGUAAAGUUAUAGUAUAUAAAGUGUUUGAUAAUAUUUUCCUGGUGGGUCUAAAAUGAUUAAUUAAUGUAAGUUUGACAAAUUCACAAAUUUAACAUUUAGUAUAUAAAGUGUUUGAUAAUCUAUAAUACUAUAAAAAGGAGAAGUGAUGGACAAGAUAGUAAUUUUAUUUGUGUAUAAAUUUUGAAGCAUUAUGUACAAUAGAGAGAAGCCAUUUUAAAGGGGCUAAAGUUGCAACUUUUCCAAAAUUUUAAGACACCAUAGGGGUGUUUUAGGGAUUUGAUCAUGGAAUAACCGUACAUUAACUUCUCAGACAAUUGAAUCGUUUCUUAUCCUGGAAUUGAAUAUAUAUAACCCUAAUACCCAAAUCACAGUUUCCUCUCAUCUCUUCACCUUCAUCACGACUGAAUCCUCCAUAACCCUAAUAUCCCUGUAAAGACUGCAAAUGAAUCGUCCCACCUUCAAUUUGUCCUCUCCAAUCCCCCUUACGUUCUCACUCCACCCUCUGUCGGCGACAGUGGUUCCAGAGGCUGUGGUAUUGGUGGUCGUCAAAGGCCAACGGCUAGGGUUUGCCAUGAAACACUGUAGUUAUCGAAUUACACUCUCUAUUUGCUGAAGAUUUUUGAUCGAUUCUGUGUAUUGUAGCAAGGAUGUUGGUUACUUAUUUUCAUCUUUUUGGAUUUCAACAAGUUCUAGGUCUUGAAACUGAAAUCAGAAUGUUGAAAUCGCUAGAUCUUAAGUCACUGGGGUUAUCAAAUAGGAGGACUAGAACUACAAGUAUAAACAUGGAGAGCUUGUGCUCACAUAGUGUUUUCACUUGUGUUAUUGAAUCAAAAUGCAAGGAAGGUCAAGGAUUGAAUUGUUCUGAAUAUCUUCAGGCUGACUUGUUAGACAUAUUGAAACGAGAACGGCACAGCGGGCUGGUGAAAUACACUUAUUUGUGUCAAAAAUCGGGUUUUUUUGCAUUCGAUCAUGAAGACUCUUCGGUUCUUGAUGUCCAACAAGCACCUAUUAGCUGUUUUAAUGGCUUUUUACUCAUGUUUUCUGAGCUCAGCAACGCAAUGAAAAUGGGCACCCUUUCCAAAUCAGAAAGUGGUUAGUUAUAUCAGCAAGUUGGCUGAGCUUUUGCACCAUAAAACCUUUGAGUCAGCAACUACUGCUUUGGAGGUUGUUGAGGAGGCUUUGUCAAUAAGCCGCUAUUCAGAGAAACUACUUGAAAUGAAAGAGGAGGCUCUCUUAAUGGUAUUUACUUUCACAAGUUAACCGGGAGUUUUUUAUUAAUAAAGUGAUUUAGGUUAUGAUACUUUGAGACAUUGUCACUCUCAUUGUUGGCUUUAUCUUAUGUGGAAUGUAACAGCUGCAUAAGCAUGAAGAGGUGAUUCAAUUGUGUGAGCAAACACUUACUUUUGCCGAAAAGAAUUGUGUGACCAUUGAUGAUAUUGAUCACAUGCCAAAUGAGGAUCAACUCCAACCAUUGAAGCUUCCGAGAUGGAGCUUGAUGGCUAGGUCCAACUUUCACAUGGCUAAGUUUGACUUGGCCCUUUCUAUCCUUGAGAAAUAUGAGCAACGGGCACCUUCUGAAACCAAGUAAUAAUUAUCUACACGGACACAUAGGUGUUGUUUAAAACGAAUGAAGUUUGAUUUGUUUUUGUAACUUUUUUGUCCCACAUUGUAGAACUCAAGGCCCAUCUUCCCUUUCAUGUGCCACUAUCAAUUCUUUGUUUAUACUCAAUUGCUAUAUUAGUUGUGUUAACAAAUUGGUUUUAAAAAUAAACUGUGUGAACUCGUUGGGCAACGUGCGGCAAAAACUAAUAAAUACCCGCGGCAACGCGCGGGCCUUCCCACUAGUAUUUUUUAAAAGCAGGUUUGUUGAAUUAUAUCGACAAACUUAUAAUAUAUUCAUUAGUAUUCGAUUCCUAUGGAAUUUGUUGAUACUUUGAACGAUAAAUGUUUCAAAAUUUAAGAAACACUACAGUAUAGUAAAUGUAUAAGGCCCUAACUAUCUACACACCCAGAUUGCCUAUCUACACAUUUAGGGUUUACCUACGCUGCGUAUUGACCUAUACGCAGCGUAUAAGGUUACCUCUAUACGCUGCGUAUAGAGCUAUACUCAGCGUAUAUAAACCAUGGAUUUCAGAGCCUUAUCAGCAAUCAUUGCACAGAAAAUAAGAGUUAUAUACGCUGCGUAUAGGUCUAUACGCAUCAUAUAUAAACCAUUAAUUUUUUUUGAGUCAUUUUGGUAGGUUUGAGGGAUCAUUUUUUCACAAAGUUUAAAUACGCUGCGUAUAGACCUCUAAGGAGCGU
This is a messenger RNA of Helianthus annuus (common sunflower), 2442 nucleotides long. RefSeq lists its product as uncharacterized. The record is from RefSeq and is a predicted model, not a curated record. Lineage: Eukaryota; Viridiplantae; Streptophyta; Magnoliopsida; Asterales; Asteraceae. The coding region runs from base 789 to 1238 and encodes 149 amino acids. The transcript is spliced from 6 exons.